Neurospora crassa OR74A is the source of this 3320-nucleotide messenger RNA. Its product is annotated as zinc finger transcription factor ace1. The coding region runs from base 557 to 2764 and encodes 735 amino acids. Gene Ontology annotation, cellular component: nucleus. The transcript is spliced from 4 exons. NCBI's taxonomy places the organism in Eukaryota, Fungi, Ascomycota, Sordariomycetes, Sordariales, Sordariaceae. Gene Ontology annotation, biological process: regulation of transcription by RNA polymerase II. The record is from RefSeq and is a predicted model, not a curated record.
CUCUCCCCAGCUUCGACUCUGUGACCGUCAGUUUCGCUUCCCGUUCACGAUCCAUUUUCCUCCCUAGCCAUCCACCACAGCAUCCUCCUUUGAACCCUUUUACUCUACCCAGGUCUUUCCUGCCUGUUGCUCUCGUCCGGUGUUCUGCCCCGGGUCAUCCGGACUAGACUUGAUCACUGCUAUUGUCCCCAUUCACCACAGUUUGAACGACAUACCCGACGUGUUAGCCAAGUACAGCAAACACAGCCUGCUAUUGAUACCAAGCCUGAAUACCAACCCGAUACCCAACCCUUUCUAGGUUUCUUUCCAAUUCCACUACUCUACGCUACCUCACCUUUCUCCACGAUCCAUCUUUAUCCUAUACCGAUCGCCGCCUCCAUCGCCUGCUGUCGUGAUCCUAUCGCCAGCGCCUCAACCCAACAACCAGCCUUGACGUCCGGGAUUCCAAGAUAUCCCAGACUCAGGUCAAAGUCGCCGGGCUGCCAGGUAUUUGUCAGCUCGUGCCAUCUCAUCAAAUCGACAACAUAACCCAUCAACUCCACACAACUCAGCAAACAUGUCGAACCCUCGCAGGAGACCGGCGGGUGGAUUGACCCUCAAGACGAACAUGCUCCUACAAAAGGGAGCUACCUUCCACUCUCCCACUACUCCAGCCUCGGGGGAUUCUUCUGAGCGCGUCUUCGUCCCGCCGUCGCUCCCUCGCCGCUCCCACACCAACUUGGACGAUGUUAUCGACUCCCGCUGCCGCCGCGUUGCCUUAGCUUUGGAUGCGAUCGAGAGGCAAUUGGCCUCUUCAAAUGACACCUUUGCCUCGGCUAGUCGCAGUGACAAGUGCAUUCCCCCGCCACGUGGGCUGCUGGAAAGAAACUUGGAUUCGCCUAUCAUGCCCAAGGAGGUUGAGCCUGAGCGCCGGAUGCUCCGUCCACGGACACGCCGUUCAUCUCGGCACCACGAUUCAGACAGCGGUCUAGGAAGCUCGAUUGCUUCUACUUCCGAGAAGGAUGCCUCUUCCAAGGCCAAGACGACGAGGACUUCGGCUGUCGCCAGAUCCGCUACCGCCCGCGCAGCAUCGACACCUGAUCUUCCGGGCCUUGGGGACCGUGCUACCAACCGCAUCGUUGAAUACAUUUUGAAGCCUCUGCUUGCAAAGCCGAAUCUGAAAGAGUUUCACUCGCUUGUGCUUGAGUGUCCCAAAAAGAUCCAGGAGAAGGAGAUCUUGUGCCUAAGAGAUCUUGAGAAGACUUUGAUCCUCGUGGCUCCGGAGAGGACCAAAGCUGCAGGCUCAUACCUCGAUUUCUGUCUAACGACAAUCGACUGCCUCCAGGCAACUGUCCAGCACCUUGGCGACCGCGAGCUGACUCGCCCUCGCGAUCUCCCUUACACUAGCGGUUAUUUUGUUGAUCUCGUUGAUCAAUUCUAUAACUAUGCCCGGCAGAUCGCGGAAAGCAACAAGACCAAGGAAGGCGCCAAUGACAUGGAUAUUGAUCCCACUGAUCAAAUCAAGAUACACGGUGGCCCUCACAUCAACGGCAGGCUUUCGGAACUGGUCCGCGUGAAGAAGAACGGACAGGCCAUCUCCUUGGCUACUGGAUUGCCUGUGGACCUUUGUGAUAAGGCGCCAGAAACCCCGGUAAACUUCAAGCGCUCCCAGAGCGAGGAGGCCCUGGAUGAAGAGGAGGUUAUGCGCUCCAUGGCUCGCCGGAAGAAGAACGCCAGCCCUGAGGAGCUGGCGCCGAAGAGAUGCCGCGAGCCUGGUUGCAACAAGGAGUUCAAGCGCCCUUGUGACCUGACCAAGCACGAGAAGACACAUUCUAGACCAUGGAAGUGCCCGGUCAAGACAUGCAAGUACCACGAGUACGGCUGGCCCACCGAGAAGGAAAUGGAUCGUCAUCACAACGACAAGCACUCCUCAGCCCCACCUAUGUACGAGUGCCUCUUCAAGCCUUGCCCCUACAAGUCCAAGCGCGAGUCCAACUGCAAGCAGCAUAUGGAAAAGGCCCAUGGCUGGACGUACGUUAGGACUAAAACCAAUGGCAAGAAGCCCAGUACGCUUCCCAGCUUGGGGCCCGAUUCCGGCCAUCCCACUCCCCAGCUGCAGAACAUUGGUACCCCUUCGAGCGACCGCAGUAUGAGCAUCGCCACUCCCUCCGAUGAUUGGAACGCUGGGCUGUACCAGACCAACAUUGAGUUCCCUGCAUAUGCUCCCGAGUUCAACUUCAACACCAUCCCGCAGCAGCUUGAGCUUGACUAUUCACCCAUUGACAACGGCACUCCAUCACCGGAUUCUGGCAUGGACCACAAUUCUGCGUAUCAAGAUCUCAACGAAUUCACGCUCAUUGAUGACAUCUACGGUGCGACUGUGCAACUGCCCAACCAAGUCAUUUCUCCCUUCUACCUCAAAGACAUGGGACAGCAUCUCGGCGCGUACACCGCGCCCGACCUUUGCCAGCCACAUCCCGCCCAUAUUUCCCCCAUUGGGCAAGGAAACACGAUGCUUUUCACGCCCCCUACUUCAUUGGGGGAAGUUGAUGAGGGCUUUGAGGAUCACGAUUUUGCCAUGAGUAACUGCAAUAAUGUCCCUGGAGACUUCAUUUUGUAUCCUCCAACCACUGACGCCUACUCAAAACCCACGUUCACUGAAUCACUUUUCGCGAACGUGGACAUCCCGAGCAUGGCUGCCGGCUAUUCCCAGCCAUCAUCUCAGGACAUCUUGCACGCCUAUCAAGGUGAUUGGACUUCGCAUGAUAUGAAUGCUUACUUCUAAAUCAGACAAGUUGGGGAGAACGCAAUUCACUGUAUCAUGAAGCUCUAUGCGCCCGACUGGACUCGGAGGUUCCUGGGCCCAUCCAUCCACAGAGUACAGGUUGGAACCUUGGGUGCACUGCUGAUACCAAAACUAAGAUGUAAAAGAGAAGAUGACGGUCAAUUCUACACAGUGGAUUACUGGAGGCGGGAUGGGGUAUGAUUUUAUCAGCGAGUUUGAAUGGGGUUUAGCGAUUUAAGGACCUGUGUCCUUCUGUGUUAUAUUAUGAUGUAAUGAAUGCGAGCCUACGGUUGAUCAAGUGAGAUUUGAGAGUGGCAGAUGCAAAAACGAAAUUGCGAAGGAAGGGCAGAGGUGUGUUUGUCUGUUAUGGUGUUAUAGUAUUUCUUUUAGGCAAACUCAGUCCCUCCUUCCCACUUGACACACUUUCACUGAUUGAGCCAAACCGUGUUGCGUGCUAGAAACACUACAUGGGUGGUAUUCGACCGUGAACUGCACUUAUAUCUUCAUAGUCUCUUCCAUAGCCAGGCAUUGAUGACAAAUGCGUUGCCUUUUUCUC